GCCGGCAUCCAUUGUUCUCCAAAUCAUGACCAUGCUGUGCACGGCACGACAUAUAAAGGGCGGAGACCGUUGCUCAGCCGACGACCUUUGAUCCCCGUCUUUGUCGCUUUGCCCCGAUACCUUUGUGUGGCUAACCGCUGCCGUUUGCCGGUUCAAGCCUUACGCUUAUAACGAUGGGUCGCCGAUCCUUCUCCCUCACCCGCGGCUUCCACAAGAAGGUCAAGCCUGCUGACUGGCCAGAGCGCCACCAUAUGUGCAGCAACCCGGACUGCAUGUUUCCCAAUCCCCCCAAGUCUGUGUCCGGUCGCUACGACUGCUUAGGCUAUCCCCAGCCGGGCGUUCAUUGCUUUGGGGUUUUCGACGUUUCGGAGAGGAAAGCAGAGCGCAAUGACCGCAUCGAGAAGAGCCAGAAGCGCGAGAUGUACUCGAAGGAGAAAGUGAGGGUCCAGCACUACAACGCGAAGUUCUUCAGGCAGUUCGACGAGCCGCAGCCCGAAUUUCCGCGACAGCACGAACGACCGCGACCGGUGCCGAGGCCGGCUGAAGCCGCUGAACCUCUUGUGCUUCCAAGCAUGUUGGAUUCCACUUCUGACAAUCAGUCCGUGUUCAUGCGUAGUCUGUCUCCAACGCGCAGGGCUCCGCGGCCUCCUGAAGAUGAUGGUAGAGUCACACCCGCCUCGUCGAGCACUUCCUGCACUUCUGACCUGUCGCGCUCGUGCUCACCCAUCAUGCGGGGACGCUCGACGGACGCACGCCCUCUCGCGGACGGUGUCCGUCCCCUGCGCAUCGACAAGGACUCCAUUCGCUCGAAGGCCGCAGCUGCUACCACACCUGCGCACCACAAGACAUCUUCGAGGCAGCCGGCCACGCACGGUCGCGACACACCUUCAUCUUCCCGCUCUCCAUCCGGUUCCCUCGAAGCACAACGCGAGUUCCACAUGCAUCGCGCGAUGUCGCCUCCCCCGGCCCCCGGGGCCCCCAUCAAGGUCGAGGGCUUGCAGUUCAUGACUACCUCGCGGCAGCUGCCUACCGCGCGCACAGUGUAUGGUCACAAGCACGGUGUCGUGCCCGACACGUACUCUUCGACCCCUACUCCCGCACGCCCGCCUCGAGAGGCCGCGGCUCCGCGUCCUGCCACGUCUUCUGCUGCACGUCACGGCGCCGCAUUCUCGCACUGGAAUUCCUCGUCGAUGCGCGGCAGCCCACACGCUACCACCUCGCGCAACCCAACGUCCGGUCGUAGCGCUCGCCCGGAGGCUGACAACCCACCUCGCGCGGUUGCGUCGCCGCGGCACGCUUCGCCUGCUGCGACAUCCCGCCCAUCAGCAUCCACCUCACGUACUGACGCCAACGGAACUUUUCGCAGGCGCGUCGAGGUAGCCAAGCCUUUGCCUCCUCUUCCGCCUGGCCACAAAGUCUCCUCGAGCGACCCAACUCCGAUGCGUCCCCAGUCUCCGACCCCGAGAACGAGGAACGUUCGCCCCAUGUCUCCCGAGCGAUUCGCAUCCAAGCCCCUUACUGGUGGUUUGCAGUACAAGUACUACUGA
Schizophyllum commune H4-8 is the source of this 1547-nucleotide messenger RNA. RefSeq lists its product as uncharacterized. The record is from RefSeq and is a predicted model, not a curated record. Bases 174 to 1547 code for a protein of 457 amino acids. The transcript has 2 exons. Lineage: Eukaryota; Fungi; Basidiomycota; Agaricomycetes; Agaricales; Schizophyllaceae.